AUGGUUGCAGCAGCCCGUGAGCGGGUACCAAACGCAAGGUUCGAGCAGAUGGACAUUUGCGACUUCACCCCACCGCAGGGGUCGUACGACGCCGCCAGUGCGUAUUUCAGUCUCCUUGCCGGCGUGUCCCAGGAUGGGAUCCGGAGACACUUGGCCAAAAUUCAUCAUUUCCUGCGGCCUGGUGGCUUCUUCGUCUUCGCCACCGUGCCAGGGAAUGCCGAGAACGUACAGAUGAAAUGGAUGGGACGGCAAGUCACGGUGUCUAGUUUGGACGUAGACGAGGCGGUGCUGGCAGUCGAGGGCGUCGGGUUCGAAAUCAUCAAUAUCAGUGUCUCAAACUUCGUGCCUAAGGCUGAAGAGGCUGGUAUCUACCACUACAUGUACUGA
Molecule: messenger RNA, 387 nt
Organism: Diaporthe batatas
Lineage: Eukaryota; Fungi; Ascomycota; Sordariomycetes; Diaporthales; Diaporthaceae
Exons: 2
Coding region: 1-387 (128 amino acids)
Source: RefSeq, a predicted model, not a curated record